Molecule: messenger RNA, 2334 nt
Organism: Nicrophorus vespilloides
Lineage: Eukaryota; Metazoa; Arthropoda; Insecta; Coleoptera; Silphidae
Gene: Epp
Product: protein UBASH3A homolog
Exons: 7
Coding region: 178-2166 (662 amino acids)
Molecular function (GO): protein binding
Source: RefSeq, a predicted model, not a curated record
AUAAUUAAUUAUAAUAUUAUGCAACUAAUAUUAAAAUAACAAUGCUGCCAACAUUUCUGUCUGCAACUGCAUCCUACAUGGAUGUAGUUUGGUACGUUGCGCGCGUUUCAUCCACUUGUCAAAAUAUGCAAGUGACAACAUCAACAUCGUUAACCUGGAUUUAAACAGUGCUAAAUAAUGGCUACAUUACCUCCAAGGAGGAACCCAACCCCGACGAAAAUAUCCAAGCAACAUCUGACGCCGUUGCAGAUCUUGUUGCAGAUGGGAUUCCCCAAACAUAGAGCAGAAAAGGCAUUGGCAGCAACUGGUAAUCGUGGAGUGCAGUUGGCUUCUGAUUGGCUUUUGGCUCAUGUCAACGAUCCACUGCUGGAUGAUUCAGCUCCAAGGGAAUACAUCUUAUAUGCAUGCCCAGUAGGUCCAUUUCUUGAGCAGCUGCAGAACUUCUGGGAGCUCACCCUAAUCCACUGCGGAUGGAAUGGUGCUCAUAAUUUUACACCACAUAUUACUUUGGUUUCAUUCUUUAAGGCUCCUGAUGAGGAUGCACCACAUCUUUCGCAAACACUGAAGAGUGUAAUGGAUAGGAAUGGGGCUUUACUAAAUGAGCCCCUGAAACUUGAAACAUAUGCUUCACACAAUUUUAUGGGCUUCUUUGUAUCUGAAGAGCAUGCAGAUUAUUUGAAGAGAAUUGCUAUGCAAUAUGUGAAAGAAGUGUCCAAUGCUAUUAUUAGUGACACUUAUGAGCAUUUUGAUGCUUUAACUGCCUGUUUUCCAUGGUGUUCGACCACCACGGCUAGGUGUAUACCAAGGGGUAGCAGAUCGAUCAGCUUAGAACCGCACGUUAAAUCACUCCAUUUAACAUUGGCCUACCAGUUUUCCACAAACAACUACGCACACUUGAAAAGUCUUGUGGAAACUUUGGAUCCAAGUACUUCGAGCGCUUGGGAAUUGAGGUUGUAUUCGCGAGACCCUAGAGUGAACGGUAAACAAGUCCACAAGGUGAUUCAUCCGUACACCCCUUUGGAAAAUGAUGAAUUGGAAUUGCGCACAGGAGAUUACGUCUAUGUAAGCAGCGAAGCUUUGACCAAUUCACCGGACGGUUGGGUUGAAGGCACGUCGUGGUUGACAGGCCAGACUGGUUUAUUGCCAGAGAGCUAUACUGAAAGGACUGCAGAAUCUGAUGCUUGGACGUUGCAUAAGAAGGUGGCUUUGAAUCAAAUUUCGGUUGGAAACUUGACCACUUUAUCGGCAAGUCCAGAUUCUAUUCCUAAAAUUGAGACUGAAAUUGAUUCAAUCGUGAAUCAAGUUGAUGCUGACGUUGAUACUUAUACGGAGGACGUCGAAAAUCUAACAAUAUCUGAGAAACAUCAAAAUGCUGUUCCGGAAAACCAAAAGCUCUUCGUCAUGCGUCACGGUGAAAGAGUGGACUUCACAUUCGGAUCUUGGAUACCACAUUGCUUUGACAAGGAAGGUAAAUAUAUACGCAAAGAUUUGAACAUGCCGCUCAGUGUUCCUCAGAGGAAACUUGGACCUCCCGGUUUUAUAAAAGAUUCUCCUUUAACUAACGUCGGUGUCCUGCAAGCAACUUUGACUGGGGAAGGAUUGAAGCAUGCAAAAGUUAAUAUAAAGUAUGCUUUUGCUUCGCCUUCCUUGCGUUGCGUUCAGACAUGCGAUGGAGUACUGAAAGGGUUGGGUUUGAAAGAUUCCGUGAGGAUUAAGCUGGAGCCAGGGUUGUUUGAAUGGCUGGUCUGGUAUCAAGAUGUGAAACCUGAUUGGUUGACUGUUGACGAACUGAAAGUUGCUGGUUACAAUAUAGACGAAGAUUACACGCCGUUCAUUACAAAAUCGGAAUUGUUUAAAUCGCAGGAAAAUUGCGAACAGUUUUACAAUAGAAGUGGUUUCAUAACCAAAAGCGUUCUUGAUGAGAAUAAGGCUGGUAAUAUAUUAUUCGUCGCUCAUGCUGCUUCCGUUGAGGUUUGCACCAGACAAAUUUUGGGCCUAACUCCGAGAUCUGUCAAUGAACUGACUGGCUUAAUUCCGCAUGUUCAUUAUUGCAGUUUGGUGGAAUUGGAGAAAAAAGAGGAUUUGUGGGAAAUGAAUGAACCUCCGAUUCCUCCAGUGACUCAUUACAACAAUCCACGUUUUAAUUGGAGCCUCAUACAGCCCUAAGUAUGUUCAUUAAUAUUUUAAGACUUGACAAUAUAUUUAAGCGAACGUUGUGAAUGUAAGUAAAUGAAACGUACUUGCAAAGUAAAAUCUCUAUUUUCUAAUCUCAGAUUACAACUAUAUAUGCAAUAUAUAUAUAUAAAACAUUAAAUCACGUAUAAGUAUUAAAUA